UGCAAUUCACCGACAGUUGGUGCAAGUUUGGAAGGUGAGCUAAUGGGUAGAUACACUUUCCUGUUUUUUUUUUUUUUUUUUUUUCCCCCCCACGAAAAUCAUUAAGAGGCAGAGAUUCUGUCUCUGUGUGUUAGUCGAGAUGAGCCUGAGGUGAGGCGCGUCCAGGCCACAAUAAUGUGUGAAGCCAUAGUGAUUGUGGACGGCGGACUGGCCACAGACCUUGAAGCAGCAGGUGUACAGAUACAGGGAGACCCCCUAUGGAGUGCCAGAGUUUUAAAUACCAAUCCACAGGCAAUCAGAGAUGUCCAUUACAGGUUCCUCCAGUCCGGUGCAGAUGUCAUAACUACUGCAACAUACCAGGCAAGCGUGAAAGGGUUUAUCGAGCACCUGGGCCUGUCAUGUGAUGAGGCAAGUCAGCUACUGAUGUCCGGGGUGCAGUUGGCCAGACAGACUGUUCAGGAGUUUAUGGCCAACAGCCCUUUAUCAAGGAGGAAAGUGCCGAUGGUGGCGGGUUCCAUUGGUCCGUAUGGCGCGUAUCUUCAUGAUGGCUCAGAAUACUCAGGAGCUUAUGAGGAGGCCAUGACUGUCGAGGAGCUGAAAGCUUGGCAUCGACCACAGAUCCAGUGCCUGGUUCAAGCUGGAGUGGACCUCAUUGCCAUGGAAACCAUCCCAGGGCUUAAAGAGGCUGAGGCUUUGGUGGAGCUUCUGAGAGAGUUUCCUAAUUCAAAAGCUUGGCUUUCCUUUUCCUGCAAGGAUGAGCAACACAUUUCCAGCGGGAGAAGGUUCUCUGAAGCAGUUCAGGUAGCCUGUCAAACCAAGCAGCUUGUGGCAGUUGGUGUGAACUGCUGUGCCCCUACCCUCGUUGAGCCAUUGCUGGCCUCCGUCCCUCCGCUCAGCAGUCCUCAACUCAGCUGGGUUGUUUACCCCAACAGCGGAGAACAGUGGGUUCCAGGCACUGGGUGGAGUACAGCAGCAGAAAACAAAACUUCAUUUGCCAAACUUAGCUUACGGUGGAGAAAACUCGGUGCUUCUUGGAUUGGUGGGUGUUGUCGUAUUGGUCCAGUGGACAUUGCAGAAUUAAAAAGACUCCAUGGAGUCCUGGCAACAGACGCUACCUGAGAACUGAUGCAGCAAAACUGGCAAUAAGUGAGUCAGGUUGUGAAAGUGCAGAACUGCCACCAGAGAAUGAUGUGUUCAAUGAAAAGGAGUGUAUAGUUUCACUGCAAAU
Messenger RNA from Scleropages formosus (Asian bonytongue), 1228 nucleotides. Its product is annotated as homocysteine S-methyltransferase. The record is from RefSeq and is a predicted model, not a curated record. NCBI's taxonomy places the organism in Eukaryota, Metazoa, Chordata, Actinopteri, Osteoglossiformes, Osteoglossidae. Gene Ontology annotation, molecular function: S-adenosylmethionine-homocysteine S-methyltransferase activity; zinc ion binding. Gene Ontology annotation, biological process: S-methylmethionine cycle. The coding region runs from base 175 to 1119 and encodes 314 amino acids. The transcript has 9 exons.